Molecule: messenger RNA, 878 nt
Organism: Urocitellus parryii (Arctic ground squirrel)
Lineage: Eukaryota; Metazoa; Chordata; Mammalia; Rodentia; Sciuridae
Gene: Rida
Product: reactive intermediate imine deaminase A
Cellular component (GO): cytosol; mitochondrion
Molecular function (GO): deaminase activity
Source: RefSeq, a predicted model, not a curated record
GGUCCCUCCGGCAGGCGCUGACCCAGGCUGGUCAGUUGUUGAGCGAGAAUCAGGCAGGGCUGGUGAAGGGGCAUCUUCUCUCGGAGGGGCUUAAGAAAGAAGACUGAAAUGUCGUCAUUGAUCAGAAAGGUGAUCAGCACCGCGAAAGCCCCAGGGGCCAUUGGUCCCUACAGUCAAGCAGUGUUAGUGGACAAGACCGUUUACAUCUCUGGACAGAUAGGCAUGGACCCUUCCAGUGGACAGCUUGUACYUGGAGGGAUAGCAGCAGAAACUAAACAAGCUCUUACAAACAUGGGUGAAAUUCUGAAAGCUGCAGGCUGUGAUUUCACUAAUGUGGUCAAAGCAACUGUUUUGCUGGCUGACAUGAAUGACUUCAAUACUGUCAAUGAAAUCUACAAACAGUAUUUCAAGAGUAAUUUUCCUGCUAGAGCUGCUUACCAGGUUGCUGCUUUACCCAAAGGAGCACGCAUUGAGAUUGAAGCAGUGGCUGUCCAGGGACCUCUCACAACAGCAGGUCUAUAAGUGGGCAGUGUUAUUCUCAUCAUGUCUUUAAAUUAACAUUUUGAUUCUUACAAUUGAUGUUGAAAGUGUACAUGUGACUAAAAUAUCUGUAGUUAUCAUGGAAAUACCAUAUCAUAGAGGGAGUUGACAUGAAUUGAAUAUUAGAUAAUGAAUCCAGUUACUGAUGCUACAUAAAGAGCCCAAUUCAAUUACAUUCUAUUUAAUUAAAUGAUAUGAAGUAUUUAGUUCUCAUGUUAGAUAUGUGAUUCUGGUUUUACUUAAGUAAAAUAUUCACUCUUGAGUUGUAGAAGUAAAGGAGAAGAAAAUGGACCAAAAUUUUAUAUAGACAAUAUUUUUCUAAUGGAAAUAAAAUACAU